Molecule: messenger RNA, 1246 nt
Organism: Monopterus albus (swamp eel)
Lineage: Eukaryota; Metazoa; Chordata; Actinopteri; Synbranchiformes; Synbranchidae
Product: high affinity cationic amino acid transporter 1-like
Exons: 5
Biological process (GO): L-arginine import across plasma membrane; L-ornithine transmembrane transport
Cellular component (GO): plasma membrane
Molecular function (GO): L-ornithine transmembrane transporter activity; L-arginine transmembrane transporter activity; L-lysine transmembrane transporter activity
Source: RefSeq, a predicted model, not a curated record
UUAUUGAUGAUCAACCAAGCUAUUAUUUCUUAGAAUGUGUAGUCAGAGUUGGAACACAGCUGUAUCGUACAAGACUGGAACACUUUGUUUUUUUUUUUGUUUUUUCCUUUUGUUUACUAAAGCAUUGUAAUCUCAGUGAUCUGUGCUGUUAUGUCAGCAGGUAACUUGCCUACUGCAGAGCAGUGUGCCAGCCAGGAUGACUCUGGCCACAUUAAAAGGCAUCGGGAAGCAGCUCCUGCGGGUGAAGGUCGUGGGCUGUAAUGCAGAGGAGUCCCGCUUGCCUCGAUGCCUCAACACGUUUGACGUGGUGGCCCUGGGUGUUGGCCGUACUCUGGGCGCUGGUGUCUACGUGCUUGCUGGUGCCGUAGCUCGAGACAGCUCUGGCCCUGCCAUCGUUCUCUCCUUCCUCAUCGCUGCCCUGGCUUCUGUCCUGGCUGGCCUGUGCUACGCUGAGUUCGGAGCUCGUGUCCCCAGAGCUGGCUCCGCUUACCUCUACAGUUAUGUGACGGUCGGAGAGCUGUGGGCCUUUAUCACAGGCUGGACCCACAUCCUUUCUUAUGUCAUGGGAAUUUCAAGCGUGGCUAGAGCAUGGAGUGCAACAUUUGAUGACCUGAUUGGAAGGCACAUCGAGGGAUUCUGCAGGCGAUACAUGACGAUGAACGCCCCCGGGGUCCUGGCAGAAUAUCCAGACAUAUUUGCUGUCUUCGUCAUAAUAACACUGACGGGACUGCUUGCUUUUGGAGUGAAGGAGUCGGCUUUGGUAAAUAAAAUAUUCACCUGCGUCAAUGUACUGGUGCUACUGUUUGUGAUCAUAUCUGGCUUCGUAAAAGGAAACCUGAAAAACUGGAACGUAAACCCUGAAGAAAUCCUCAAUGCCACCUGCAGCCCUAGCUUUAACAUGUCUGAUUCGUUACCAUCAAGAGAAAGUCUUGGUGAAGGUGGCUUCACUCCUUUUGGCUUUUCUGGGGUCCUCUCAGGUGCUGCCACCUGUUUUUAUGCCUUUAUAGGGUUUGACUGCAUUGCCACUACAGGAGAAGAAGUGAAGAAUCCUCAGAGGGCCAUUCCUAUCGGGAUUGUGGCCUCGCUCCUCAUCUGUUUUGUGGCGUACUUCGGCGUGUCGGCGGCCCUCACUAUGAUGAUGCCUUACUACUUGCUGGACAAAAACAGCCCUCUGCCAGUGGCGUUUAAGUAUAUUGGAUGGGAGGGAGCCACUUAUGCAGUCGCCAUUGGCUCUUUAUGUGCCUUG